CAGCCCUGACCGCAGCCGCGCCUGCGCGGCGGGGAGCGAGGGUCGGGCGGCCCCGGCUGAAGCGAGGGACGGGCAGCGUCCGUGUCCCGGAGGCGGCGCGGCACCGGGCAGUUAUGGAUGAUGAGUCAGUACCAUUUUUGCUGGACCAAGGAACCACUAAAACAUAUCAAAUACCUAUUAGUCAUCUGGACUAUAAAUUCAUUGAAAAAUGCACAGAUGUUAAGCACCUGGAAAAGAUUCUCAGAGUAUUAAGGUCUGGUGAAGAGGGAUGUUACCCUGAACUUACGUUUGUUUGUGAAAAGCGUAUUGAGCAUUUAGAUCCAAAGAGCAGAGCUCUGAGAACAGAUAAGCCUGCAGCCACAGCUUCUGAUUUCACAGCUGAGGAGUGGGAAACAAUUAAUGAUGAGCUGAUGAGCUGGCUGACAGAAAUGAAUGAAGAUGAUAAGAAAUCACAGUUCCUGAGAACAGACACACCAAGUGAAAAUCAAGAUAAUUUGCCUCCCAUUCGUUGUUCCAGCAGCUGUCUUCCUGCUAAUCAGAACAGGACACUGCAAAACAAACAAAGAAACAAGAAGAACAUUCCACGGGAUUACAGUGAAUGGGAAAAGUUCGAUGUGGAAAAGGAAUGUUCUAAAAUUGAUGAAAGCUGUGAAGAAAGUAACUCAAAAUCAAGAUUCUUCAAUAGACCAAGUCUGCCUAUUAUCAAAAAUACAAUAGACACAACUGGAAUGACAAAGAGAGAGAAAAUCUUUGUUGCUACUCGUGAAAAAGAAAAGGGCAAUGAAGCCUUUGCCAUUGGCGAUUAUAUGGAAGCAGUGACAUAUUACACUCGGAGUAUAUCAGUAAUACCGACUGCGGCUGCAUAUAACAACAAAGCUCAAGCAGAAAUCAAACUUCAGGACUGGGACAGUGCUUUGCAGGAUUGUGAGAAGGUACUAGAUAUGGAACCUGGCAACAUAAAAGCUCUGCUGCGCCGUGCCACUGUACACAGUCAGCUGCAGAAUUAUCAAACAGCCAUAGAGGAUCUGAAUAAAGUAUUGGGUGUUGAACCAGAAAACCCUAUAGCUAAGAAAAAUCUGCUGGAGAUUGAAGAGAAACUGAAAAGUUUAAAGCCUGUAUCUGAGAUUCAAGGCAAAGGAAAAAGAAUACUUAUUCAAGAGAUAGAGGAUUCAGAAUGUGAUGAAGAAAGAGGGGAAAAUACAGAAGAAUGUGAAAGAAGUGGUGGAGAUAAAAGAACCGCUGUGCCAGUGGCGGCGGAGGCGGCGGCCGGGGAGCCCGCGAUGGGCAACGCGCACAGAAAGUUCCGUAGCAAAGGAGGCGGCGGUAAGGCGGAGGGCAGAGAGAAGCAGAAGCAGAAGGAGCCCACUGAGAGCGGAUUAAAAAAAGACACACCAGAGAAGAAGCCAGGAAAGCAUUUGUCAGACCAUGAAGGUGAAGUUAAUGGCUAUUUACACAGCGAUCAGAAGAGUGAAAGCUCUGAAUCUGGGAGCUCCAGAUGGUAUACCGCAGGGUCUCAGUGGGCUAGUGGUGCCAGUCCUACUUCACUUCCUGCUAUUGCAGCAAAACUAAAAACUGAAGGAAACGAGUUAUUUAAGAGUGGACAGUUUGGAGAAGCUGUGCUCAAAUACUCGGAAGCAAUUGAAUAUGUCACUGGUCUAGGAGAACGAAGUCCAGAUGAUUUAAGUAUCUUGUACUCAAACAGAGCAGCAUGUUACCUCAAAGAAGGGAACUGCAGUGACUGCAUUCAGGAUUGUAACAGAGCUCUGGAGCUUCAGCCAUUUUCCCUUAAGCCUCUUCUACGACGGGCAAUGGCCAAUGAGUCAAUGGAGCGGUAUCGACAGGCAUACAUUGAUUAUAAAACAGUCCUACAAAUAGACAGCAGCAUCCAAGCAGCAAAUGAUAGUGCUAAUAGAAUAACGAAGACAUUAAUAGAUCAGGAUGGUCCCAGUUGGAGGGAGAAACUGCCACCAAUUCCAGUUGUUCCAGUUGCUGCUCAGUUACACAGGUGGGAUGGAGGAAACUUCACUUCAGAGAAUAAGCCAGGAAGUACUAUAGACAUCAACAGAGAAGAACAAUUGGAAAUGAAUUGUGAGGAAGCUAUGGAGAAAUUCAAGAGAUUGAAAAAUGAAGGGAAUGAUUUUGUAAAAAUGGGGGAAUAUGACGAAGCUAUAAAUAAAUACAGUGAAUGCAUGAAGUUAAAUGCUGAGGAAUGUACGGUCUACACUAACAGAGCUCUCUGUUACUUGAAACUGUAUAAAUAUGAAGAGGCUAAGCAGGAUUGUGAUCAUGUUCUUCAGAUAGAAGAUUCUAAUAUUAAAGCUUUUUAUAGAAGAGCACUAGCGUACAAAGGAUUACAGAAUUAUCAAGCCAGUGUUGAUGAUUUCAACAAGGUACUUCUGAUAGAUCCAAACGUUCUUGAAGCACAAAAGGAACUAGAGGAGGUAACCCAACUGCUUCACCUUGACAGCAGUGCUGGAGCUGGCAGUCCACAAAAGCAAAGGAAGAAAGUAACCGUACAAGAGGUGACUGGACACGAUGAACAGGAAGAGAGACAGUUUGCUACAUCAGAUGAGGUUGUGACUGAUCACGUUACUUCCAAAGAAGCAGUUCAAAAGAAUGUGCCACUGAAGUCCUCUGAGAAACUGCGAGUUUGUGAACCAUCUAAUGCCUAUGACUUUGGUCAGAUUAUAAAUGCAGUGAAUGCCAAUAAGGAUAAAGCUGCUUGUGCAGAUCUUUUAACAAUUACUGAUCCGAAAAAAUUGCCAGUGCUGUUGAGUAACAAACUUGAAGGAGAAAUCCUUCUGAUAUUUAUCCAGUCAUUGGAACGUUAUGUAGCUGGAAAAGAUCCUGGCCUUGUAUAUCAGCACCUUUUCUACUUGAGCAAAGCAGAAAGAUUUAAGGUGGUGUUGGCCCUUCUUAGCAAAAAUGAAAAAGAAGAAGUGCAGCAACUGUUUGACUUACUUUCAGAAAACCAGAGUGAUCAGUACUCAUUGGAAGAUCUUGAGAGCCUUAAAAAGGUUUAUGAACUUUAAGAAGUUAAAGUUUAUUGUCUGCAUGUGGUUAGUUCAUGUGUAAAAGAUGGAUCUAUGAUCUGCAGACUUGAAUGAGUUCAAGUGGGUCUUUACCUGGAGUGCUGAAAUUUUAUUUUGUUUUGACAGCGUAUGCACAUUUAAAACUUGCUGCUCUUUUUUUCUUGUAGUUGUAUACAUCUCUAGAACUUAAUGCAUGCCUGUGUUCAGUAACAGAGUUCAUUUUAUUUGGCAUACUGAUUUUAUUUAGACUGUAUUAAUUAUAUAUGGAAAAAUAUGUUUUACAUUAUAUAUAUAUAAUGUGGAAUAUCUUGAUGGUGCAACAGAUACAUAUACUUUUAGUCAUCACUUGUUAUAUCAUUUGGUGAGUUCUAAGUUCUUGAGAUAAAGAAGUGAGAUAAAUGGGUCAGUUAGCAGUAGUUUUGCUAAAAUAAGUUUACAAAAAGUAUUAACACUUUUCAGAUAAACUACUACAGGCCACCUGUUUCUUCAGUAUCCCUGGUCUAUACAAAACAGAUUUAAAUAUUUUGGCACAAUACAACUUAGUAGCAAAGGUGAAUAAAUAAUAUAUUAGCUUGUCAUGGAACUCUUUGAAACAAAAUUGUUAAACAUUGGGCAUGUUUUCACAAAUGAAUAAUUUUUAGUGCACAGAGAAUUACUUUUUUUUCUGUGUGUGCUGAAGGACUGCUGGUUUGCCUGGCUUUUUUUUUUUUUGCAGUGACAGUGGUAAACAGAAGAAAACGUGGCUGCACUUCACAAUAGAAAUAUUUAUCUCUGAGUUUUGUAAUUGGAUUAUUUAAAACAUCAGCUGUUUCUGUUUACAGGCAUAUUUAUAAAACUAAAAGUAAAAUAAUUUUGUGGAUCAGUAUGAUUUUUUUUUAUUUCAGGCAGUACUUAUGUUUUAUAUUUGAUUCUGACAAUGCUUCAAAGAUGAAGCUUUUAAAUUUUUCAAAUACCUGAUGCCUUCUUUGUGUUAUAAAUAACGUGUGUUACAAAUGUAUAUCAGACUCACAAGCACCACAGAAAUAUCAUUAAGAAUGUUGUUCUAAUGAAAUUUUUUCUCAGGUGUAUAUUGAUAAAGUUCUUUUCUUGAAAA
Molecule: messenger RNA, 4125 nt
Organism: Lepidothrix coronata (blue-crowned manakin)
Lineage: Eukaryota; Metazoa; Chordata; Aves; Passeriformes; Pipridae
Gene: SPAG1
Product: sperm associated antigen 1
Exons: 19
Coding region: 114-3032 (972 amino acids)
Biological process (GO): axonemal dynein complex assembly
Cellular component (GO): cytosol
Molecular function (GO): protein binding
Source: RefSeq, a predicted model, not a curated record